Messenger RNA from Aplysia californica (California sea hare), 3472 nucleotides. RefSeq names its product carbohydrate sulfotransferase 1. The coding region runs from base 2054 to 3250 and encodes 398 amino acids. Gene Ontology annotation, biological process: sulfur compound metabolic process; N-acetylglucosamine metabolic process. The transcript has 7 exons. Gene Ontology annotation, molecular function: N-acetylglucosamine 6-O-sulfotransferase activity. The record is from RefSeq and is a predicted model, not a curated record. NCBI's taxonomy places the organism in Eukaryota, Metazoa, Mollusca, Gastropoda, Aplysiida, Aplysiidae.
UCUUCCAGCAUUAGAUAACCAUUACUGGGUCGUUGUACAUGUACUUUACCCAAACUUGUUUCCUCUAACUGGGCUUGUCGAUCCAGAAAACAAAGCCUUUCUGUUGAUAAUUUGAUGAUGAUAUUCGGCUGUAUACGUAGAAAAGCAGUGAGGACGUGCUUCCUCCAGUAAUAAGAUGAUGUAGCUAUGGAAGAAUGUUUUAGUGUAUUCCAUAGACUUAUACUCCGAGACUGCGUACUUUCAUGGCCGCUGGUUUUUGCCCUUUUUGAAAAAAUCUUCGUUGCCAAGCGUGCGUACUGUGCGUGGCGCAAUUUUACCCCCCAAAUAGAGUGCAAAACACCAGUUUCGCUACUGUCGAAUUAGGCCUUGCCCUUCAUCUAGCUCUAAUCAAAUUAAAAUAUCACGCCCUCCAUAGUGAACCGGAAAUACACAUCAUAAUGUAUGCGUACCAAAGUGCUCGAUCUAGGAUAUGUUUAAUGUUAUAAAUCUAUGGCUAGCUGCGCGUCAAUUCAAUGACGUAAUACUCAUCACACAUUGUCACGUCUCUUCAGUUCCCUUCUAUUUCUAUGGGAAGUAGAGCGAAAGAGGAAAAGAAAAUAGGUGAGACAAGAUCACGAGGCAGACUCCACACAUGUCCAUUUGAGUAUAAAUAUUAAUGUCGUGUGCAAUCUCACCAUUAGAAAAGGUGUGCUCUGUUCGUGAAUGCGCAGGCUUGUAGGUUUUUUUUCUUUUCAAAAAUGCCCUAUAGCGUUUGGUAAAAAGGAGAAGAAAAAGGGUGGGGAGUCAUGCGUAGUAUUACUCAGCUGUACAGUAUUGAUUUUUAAGAAGGAAUGCUGGGAUUUACUUUUUAUGUAUCAUCGAAUAACGGAAUAGUUUUAUCUGCACGACAUCAAUGUUUUAAUCUGAAAACUUGGUCAGCUGUAUUCAAACAACCGUCCCCCCCCCCUCCCCCAUCCUCUUUACUCGGUUUCCCCUCACCGUUUUUGGUGGAAGUUGGAUGCAAGGUGCUUUUUGAUUUGACGUAAAAGUCUGCCCUCCUUUUUCUGUUGCUUCUCUUUAUCUAUGGGUAUUUUUUUUUUCUUUCUAGCACUUAAAGAACGUAUUCGUGAUUGAACGCUUUCUUUUGACUCAAAACCCCCAGGAUUUUCCACACGCUUUGCUAUAUUUACCAAAUCAUCUCACUCGUGCAAGCUCGCUCCAAGCUGACAGGAUGGUUAAAAAGUCCCACGACGGACCGGGGGAGAAGCUGCAAAGUUUCGAGAACGUCAUUGUGUCGAGCUGUAACUGGAUACCGAUUUGUGGUGGGGACGGGGGUGGGGUGGGAGGGGGGAUGGGAUGAUCCUCAGGUAGAUAUACAUGUAUAUAUAUAAAUAUACUAGACACACCUUGUCCUUCAGCAAAUACAGUGGACGUCACUAGCUCUGCUUCUGAAGAGACCUAAUCGCCUUGGGAGAAUAUAACAUUCUCGGGGUUAUUUCACUACAAUGUUUUUUUUCUAGAUACGUAGCUCUUAUGUAGGCCGCUAAGAAAGCGUUCCUAAAUCUCUAAUCCCGUAUACUAGAAAUAAAUAAUAGUAUUAAUUCGUAAUUAGUUUCGCGCACAGCAGCCUAAGCCAUUGUACUUUCGUAUAGCGGGCGAAAGAAGGGAGAGGAGAGCUUAUCUUGAAUUCUAUUAAAAUGAAAUUACAUUUAAAUCGCCGGAAAGCUGCUGUUUGUAGGACACUUUUAUUAAUGUUGAAUUGACGGAGGGAAGGAAAGAAAUGAGCUUUUAAAAAAAUAGAAGGACGGCGAUCUAGGACUCUUGUUUCAACAUGUACCUUUGUCGACUUGUCGGGCUCGUCACAGAUGCUAGGACGUAAUACAGCAGUCACUGUCUAUAAGAGCUGGACUUUGUUUGCUGGAGCUUUCGCCCACCCACUCGUUGUUUUACAAUAACUUCCAAUACGACCAAACAGUGUGCACUUAGUUUGUUCAUGUGACAGAGUAGCCGAAACAAACGGACAUUUUGGGACAGAACUUCAGCGAUACAGGAAUAGCGGACCACAACAAGUCGUAUGAAGAUGGCGUUUCGGCUUCGCAGUCUCCUCUGCGGCGUGCUCAUGUCUGACCAGGAAGCCCGCGCCGUGUGUCGACAUACCCGCGUCCUCUACAGCCUCAAGGCCCUUCUGCUCAUGCUGGCUGCUGUUCUCAUCUUCGAGCUUUAUGCUUCUGUAGCACAUCAGUGGCUCCCUCCGAGCUACGAACCAGAGAACGUCCCAGGCAAACUUUUGCCCGCCAAACCUGAAAAGAAGCAAAUCCUGCUCAUCACAUAUGGCCGGAGUGGCUCUACAUUCACUUCUGCCAUCAUCAGCCACCCCAACAGCGUGUUCUACACGGCAGAGCCUCUACAUCGCAUGCCAGACUCCUACGGUAUAUACGACAGACCUCUUCCCGAAAGGACACGACUGAAAGCUCUGGACAUGAUCCGCGCGUUCCUAGAGUGUGACUUCAGGGCUAUCGAUCCCCAGACCUACUCAUCCAUCAUGUUCUUGUCCAGCAACUCCACCUACGACUUCAAGAGGUGUAUAGAGAAUCAGAAGAAAGCUGGCGUGAGCUACGUGGGCUGCUUCCUCCACAUGUGGGAUCUGUGCACCGCCAGUAACGUGACGUACGUGAAGACAAUACGGGUCCGUAUGUGGUGGGCCGCCUGGUUCCUGGACCGCAUGCCCAACCUCAAGGUUCUUUUCCUUAUACGUGACCCCAGAGCCACCCUCUACUCCCAAGCUGCCAACUUCCAGAACUUUGACCCCAACAAGUCCGCAGCUCCAAAGUCCAAAGAGUUUUGUGACGAGGUCCGAGGGGAUGUGAGCAGCUUCCAAAACCUCAGCUCGCUCUACCCAGGACGCCUCAUGGCGAUACGGUACGAAGACGGCGCUGUAGAACCCAUGCGGUUUGCCAAAAAUAUCUACAAAUUUCUGGGAAACGAAUUCGAUCGCGACAUGGAAGAAUUCGUCACCAGAAUAGUGUCUUCGUCCAAAUCUGGUAAAAAGUUGGAGGAAAACAGUUACGGGUACGAGAAAAAGAAUUCCACAGCCACGAUGAAUCGAUGGCGGAAAAAGGCUGAGUUUAAAACUGUUCAGGCGUUUGACGAGAGCUGCAAAGACCUGUACCCGUUGUUUGGCUAUCGUCAAAUUGACUCUGACGAACUGUUGAAGUCCGACUCGUCUCUUCUUACUUCCCCGUCAUUCCACGGAUUCUUUAAGCCUUUGUGAUACCGUUUGCUCUCUCAAAAUAAUGUUACACAUCCAAUAAUACUACUGAAAACCGGUUUUCUUCGUGCACAACUUGAAUUCCCGAUUUUGACGAUUUUCAAAGAAGAUUUCAAAAGGUUCGCGAAAUAUGACAUGGGCAAAACGUUGAAGAAAACAGAAAAAAACAACAACAAAAAACAAUCAAACUCGGUGAACAAUUAAAAAGUAACGUGUUCCAAACGU